AUGGCCAUCCAUAUAUUUAGUGCCCAGCAAUUAUUUGCACCCAACAGCAACGAUAGUCUCUACUUUCUCCAUAUGUUCAUGGCUGGUCACGACGCCAAAUCAAAACAGAAGCUUGUUCGUGACAGAAACGCAUUUUGCUAUCUAAGCUCGAAAGAGAAGCUUAACAAAUGUUCUAUUACAGACAUUGUUGCUAAGCCUUGUUUGGGUCUGAUCACGCAAGCUCCCGAGAAGCAGAGUCACUGGCCUGGUAUGUCAGAAGGGAAUACUCACUUGCUCACUCUACAAGGCUAUGCAAACGUGACUUCUGUUGACAUUUUUUUCACUCAUGGAGAAGCAAUGUGCCCGAUACUAGGCUACACAACUGAUGGCUAUAAAGUUAACAGACAAGGAACAUCAACAUCUAACCCAUACGCCAUCUUGAAGCCGACCCUCUUUCCAUGCUUCUUCUCGAGUUUGACUGUCGUCUCCGGUUUGCUCAGACUGACAGCACUUUACUGUUUGCCUUAUUUUAGCGGCUUAGUCGUAACUGGCCAAAUGGCUGGUUCGCAACCAACUUCUUACACCUCUCAUUGUCACGUGUUCCGCCCGCUCGGAAACCAAGAUUCCUUAGUCUUCGCCAAAUGUCUUAUGUCCGGGGCAGCCUGA
Molecule: messenger RNA, 645 nt
Organism: Protopolystoma xenopodis
Lineage: Eukaryota; Metazoa; Platyhelminthes; Monogenea; Polystomatidea; Polystomatidae
Source: the annotation of a GenBank genome assembly